AUGUCCUCUCGGGAUUCUUCUGAAGCCUCCUCUGGUUCAGAAGUUAAUGAAGAGGAUUCAGCUAGCAGUGUUGGUAGUGAUCAAGAUGAGGACUCCUCGACCCCUGAUCCGUCGUCUAGAGUGAUCUUGCCCCAUCAUGAUCCUGCCAUUCAUGCUCAUUCCAGGGAUGCCUCUAUUUCUGAAUGCAAUGCGCCCAAGGGUAUUGACCCAGUUCAGGGCGGUUCGGUGGUCCCCGUGUCUUCUCCAGUGGAAGUGCCUAGUGUAGCUCACAACCACCCUCCCACCAAGGCAGCCAAACCGAAAUCAAGAAAUCGGGGUGGCUCUAAAAGGCGGGGCCUUGGUGACCCCAUUAAGCAGGCCAAAAUUAGAGCCCUUGUUAGAGCUCAUAAUAUCUCUUGCAUUGGCAUACUUGAGACGAAGAUUAAUCAGUCCCUUUUUGAAAAGAUAUCAAUUGGGCUUCUACCUGGCUGGGUUUGGACUGCCAAUUACAAUUAUUCUCCUCGUGAAAGAAUCUGGAUUGGGUGGAAGCCCUAUGAGGUUGACCUGCAAGUCAUCUCCUUAUCCUCUCAAGUUAUCCACGGCCAUAUCCGUGUUUUGGCUCUCAAUAAGACUUGUUUCUUCUCGGUUGUGUAUGGGGAGCAUACCUUUACUGCUAGGCGUUCUUUAUGGGCUGACCUUAUAAGGUCCAGCGUUCCUUUUGAAGCUGAACCUUGGCUGGUUGCAGGCGACUUCAAUGCCAUCCGAUUCGACUCGGAUAGGAUGGGUAGUUCUAAUACAUGGAUACCGGCGUUUGAUGAAUUUGGCCAUUGUCUAGAUCAAGCUGGCCUGGAUGACCUAAGAUACAUUGGCCAUCGGUUUUCUUGGGCAACAUCAUCUGGUGCCUCGCGCAAACUUAGGAAAAUUGAUAGAGCAUUGGUUUGGGAUUCUUGUAUUGGUGGUACUCCCAUGUAUGUCCUUUGCCAAAAACUUAAACUGCUCAAAGGGCGUCUCAGGCAGCUCAAUAGAGAUUCUUUUUCAGACAUAUCGGCGCGUACAUCGCAAGCCAGGGCUGAACUACUGGCUACUCAAGACGCCCUAGUACUGGACCCUUUCAAUUCGGACUUGGCUAUCCUGGAAAAGGACCAUCUUCAGAAAUCCGGUCUGUGGUGGAUCGAGCCCUCAGUCCUGAUCAAAUUCUCUCUCUCUAGAGAAGUAACUGCUCUUGAAAUUCGGAAUGCAUUCUUCUCCCUUGCAAAAGGUAAGGCCCCCGGUCCCGAUGGCUUUAAUGUUGACUUCUUUACAUCUUCUUGGGAAACUGUGGGGCCUUCGGUUGUGCUCGCCAUUAAGGACUUCUUUCGGUCAGGAUCAUUGCUUAAGGAGAUCAAUACAACGAUUCUCACUCUUGUGCCGAAGAUCCCCAAUGCCUUGUCCAUGAAUGACUUUAGGCCUAUUGCCUGUUGCAACUCUGUCUAUAAAUGUAUUACUAAGAUUUUGGCUAAUAGGCUUGCCUCUGUUCUGCCAUCCAUUAUUAGUAAUUCCCAAAAUGCUUUUGUCAAGGGGCGGAGGAUUGGAGAUAACAUCCUUCUUGCUCAGGAGCUCUUUGCGGGGUUUCAUCAUGACCCUUAUCGGCCAAAGUGUGCAAUUAAGGUUGAUUUUCAAAAGGCCUAUGACACAGUUGAUUGGGCUUUCUUGGAAAUGGUUUUGCAAACCUUUGGAUUUCCCCAGUUGUUUGUUAAACUCAUCAUGGAGUGUGUGACAUCCCCGAAAUUCUCCAUUUCCAUAAAUGGGGAGUUACAUGGAUUCUUUUCUAGUGACAGAGGAAUACGCCAAGGGGAUCCCAUGUCUCCCUACCUCUUUACACUAGUGAUGGAAGUACUCUCUGGGAUUCUCAACACUUGUGCGUGGUGUCCGGGGUUCAAAUACUUCUGGAGGUGUAAGCCAGUGGGUUUAACCCAUUUGUUCUUUGCUGAUGAUGUCCUUUUAUUUGUUGAGGGGAAUACAACCUCUACUACCUUGUUGAAGGAAGGACUGGACCUGUUCUCUAAGUGGUCUGGUUUGAAACCUAAUGUCAACAAAAGUGAGAUUUAUCUCUCUGGUGGAUCGGCGGAAAUACGUGGACAAAUCCGAAAUGUGUUUGGCUUCAAUGAAGACAGUUCCUUUGGAAGGGCCCGGACCUUGGUGUUGGUGGAGCUAGAGUCCCCUAGUGUGAUGUAUGCCUCCCUAAAGAGGAAGGUGGCUUGGAGUCCUGAUCGUUUCGUGUGGAAGGGCCAUUCGACGGGCGUCUUCUUUGUGGUCUCGGCAUGGGAGCAGAUCAGAAUCUGCAAACCGAUUGUCCCUUGGAGCUCUUUCGUGUGGGAUCAGAGCAUCGUGCCGAGGAAUCAACCCCUCUUUGUGCCGGCCCUACGGCAACACCUUGCAAAGCUCAUAAGGGAUAGAGGUCUGUCCCUCAAGCCUGUUGAAGAUAAUCCUCGGAACAGGAGGAUCCAAGUCAAUUGGGGUAUUUCGCCUACCAUUUUUGAUUAA
This is a messenger RNA of Syzygium oleosum, 2502 nucleotides long. RefSeq lists its product as uncharacterized. Lineage: Eukaryota; Viridiplantae; Streptophyta; Magnoliopsida; Myrtales; Myrtaceae. The transcript is spliced from 7 exons. The record is from RefSeq and is a predicted model, not a curated record. Bases 1 to 2502 code for a protein of 833 amino acids. Gene Ontology annotation, molecular function: catalytic activity.